AUGACCAACUUUGCCACUACUCGCAUACUUCUGCUCUGGUUCAGCUUGUUAUUACUCUACGUUUCUAAUGCACAUGUUAUGGCUCAAUGGCCUGUUGGAAGAUCAACCAAGUUUUUUGAUUUCAAGGUUCAAACGAAAAGAGUUAGUAAACUCUGUAAGAGCAAGGACAUUGUGACAAUAAAUGGAAAGUUCCCAGGACCAGUUGUUUAUGCUCAAGAAGGUGAUGCAGUCACAGUAAAAGUAACAAACGAAUCUCCAUUCAAUAUGACAAUCCACUGGCAUGGUGUUCGGCAAAUACUAUCCUGUUGGUAUGACGGGCCUUCCUACAUUACUCAAUGUCCGAUUCAAUCCGGGCAGAGUUUUACACACAAAUUUACGUUGGUGAAGCAAAAGGGCACUUUUUUCUGGCAUGCCCAUGUUUCUUGGCUAAGAGCAACUGUUUAUGGCGCCCUUAUUGUCUACCCCAGAACAGGAGUACCUUACCCCUUUAAGCACCCCUUUCAGGAGCACAUCAUCAUACUAGGUAUAAUAACUGACUUUAUGACAACCAAAGUAAGAAAUCUAACUCCACAUUUCAAUAAAUAUAAUGGAACAUUAUUAUAUACUGAAUUAGGAAAGUAUUUGUUGGCAGGAGAAUACUGGCUUAAGGAUGUUGUACAACUUGAUCACACCACCAUAGCCAGUGGGGGAAGUCCUCCACCACCAGAUGCUUUUACUAUCAACGGCCACCCAGGCCCCAACUAUAACUGCUCAAACAAUGAUGUCUACACAAUUAAUGUGACUCCAGGAAAGACAUACUUGUUGAGGCUUAUACAUGCAGGCCUAAACACAGAGAGCUUUUUCGCCAUAGCUAAUCACAAAUUGACUAUUGUAGAAGCUGAUGCAGAGUAUACAAAACCAUUCACCACAGACCGUGUGAUGCUUGGACCAGGUCAAACCAUGAAUGUCCUUGUCACCGCUGAUCAGCCAAGAGGAAGAUACUCUAUGGCCAUGGGACCUUACAUGUCAGCAACAGGUGUCCAAUUCCAAAAUAUCUCAUCCAUUGCCUACUUUCAAUACACAGGGGCUGUUCUUAAUAGCUUAUCUGUAACCACUAAAUUACCAAGUUUUAACGAUAAUCUUGUGGUUCAGACAAUUAUGGACGGACUAAAGAGCCUAACCAGUGUUAAUCUUUCAAAACAAAUUGAUGCCAAUCUUUUUGCCACUGUUGGAUUAAAUGUCCAAAAGUGUCACUCCAAGACACCCAGACAAAAUUGUCAAGGCCCUAAUAAUGGGGUUAUGGCAGCAUCAAUGAAUAAUAUAAGCUUUGUAAAGCCUAAAAUUUCAGUGCUGGAAGCUUACUAUAAGAAGAUUAACGGUACCUUUACAGAGGAUUUCCCUGAAGUACCUCUUCAAUUCUAUGAUUUCGUAAAUGGGGCACCUAAUAAUAUUCCUAACAACACGCAGUCCUUGAAUGGGACUAGGACCAUUGUCCUUGAAUAUGGAACCAGGGUUCAACUUAUUUUUCAGGACACUGGAACUGUCUCCACUGAGAAUCACCCAAUCCAUCUCCAUGGCUAUAGCUUCUACGUUGUUGGAUAUGGCAAUGGUAACUAUGAUGAAAAAACAGCAAAAUUCAAUUUGGUGGAUCCACCUUAUAUGAACACGAUUGGAGUUCCCGUUGGCGGAUGGGCUGCUAUCCGAUUUGUUGCUGACAAUCCCGGAGUUUGGUUUAUGCAUUGUCACCUUGACAUACACCAGUCAUGGGGAUUAGGCACGGUGAUCAUUGUGAAGAAUGGUAAGGGAGAUCCUGAGACCCUUCCACAUCCUCCCACUGACCUGCCAAGAUGCUAGGAUAUGCAGUUAAGCAUUCUUGUAGUAAUUACCACUUGUUUCUCCUUUUCAUCCCAACCAAGGAUUCUUUUGGAGCAAGUUUUGAUAUGUUAUAUCCCUUUGACAAAAUGACUGUGUGUGUGUGUAUACAAGAUGCAAGAAAAAGAACAAAAA
Molecule: messenger RNA, 1986 nt
Organism: Cannabis sativa
Lineage: Eukaryota; Viridiplantae; Streptophyta; Magnoliopsida; Rosales; Cannabaceae
Product: laccase-6
Exons: 5
Coding region: 1-1833 (610 amino acids)
Biological process (GO): lignin catabolic process
Cellular component (GO): apoplast
Molecular function (GO): hydroquinone:oxygen oxidoreductase activity; copper ion binding
Source: RefSeq, a predicted model, not a curated record